Molecule: messenger RNA, 987 nt
Organism: Acanthosepion pharaonis
Lineage: Eukaryota; Metazoa; Mollusca; Cephalopoda; Sepiida; Sepiidae
Source: the annotation of a GenBank genome assembly
AUGUUUUUCUCUUUUAUUUCAAGUUUUUUCUCUCUCUCUCUUGCACUAGUCACGCUCUCUCUCACUUUUUCUCACAAUCUCUCUCAUUUCUUGUUUCUCUCUCUCUCUCUCUCUCUCUCUCUCUUUUCUAGCAUUUCUCUCUGUCUUAUUUCUCGUUACGUUCUCUCUCUCUUAUUUCUAGUUUCUCACUCUCUCUUGUUUCUAGCUUUUCUCAUUCUCUCUUUUGUUUCUAGUUUCUCUCUCUAUCACUUGUUUCUAGUUUUUCUCUCUUUCUUGUUUCUAUUUCUCUCCCUCUCUCUUAUUGGUAGUUAUUCUCUCUCACUCACUAGUUUCUAUCACUCUCUCUUAUAUAUAGUUUUUCUCUCUCUCUUGUUUCUAUCACUCUCACUCUCACUCUUAUUUCUAGUUUUUCACUCUCUGUCUUAUAUCUCUUUCUCUCUCUUAUUUUUAGUAAGUCUCACUUUUUCUCUCUUAUUACUAGUUUUUCUCUUUUUUUCCCUCAUAUCUAGUUUUUCUCUCCUUCUCAUAUUUCUAUUUUUCUCUCUCUCUCUUAUUUUUAGUUUCUCUCUUUCUCUUAUUUCUAGUUUUUCUCUCUCUUUAUUUUUAUUCUUUCUCUAUAUCUCUCUCUUAUUUUUAGUUUUUCUUUCUCUCUCUCUCUCUCUUAUUUCUAGAUUUGUUCUCUUUCUCUCUAAUUUCUAUUUUCUCCUUUUUCUCUUUCUUAUUUGUAGUUUUCUCUCUCUCCCUCUCUUGUUUCUAUUUUUUUCUCUCUCUCUUAACUCUAGUCUCUCUCUUCCUUCUGAUAUCUAUGCCAACAAGGAAGAAAAUGUGUUCUUAUUACGAAGAGUGGUUGAUAAUUUCUUCAAAACCUUUCUUUUUGCUUCGUUAGGUCGUAGUUAUCGUCAUCUGAACGCGUCAUUCUAUUAUGAUCUAUCUAUCUAUCUAUCUAUCUAUCUAUCUAUCUAUCUAUCUAUCUAUCUAUCUAUCUAG